Arabidopsis lyrata subsp. lyrata is the source of this 1724-nucleotide messenger RNA. Its product is annotated as UDP-glycosyltransferase 76E4. Gene Ontology annotation, molecular function: UDP-glycosyltransferase activity. NCBI's taxonomy places the organism in Eukaryota, Viridiplantae, Streptophyta, Magnoliopsida, Brassicales, Brassicaceae. The record is from RefSeq and is a predicted model, not a curated record. The coding region runs from base 218 to 1576 and encodes 452 amino acids. The transcript has 2 exons.
UACCACCAACUCUUAUGUGAGACAAAACAAACCGACCAAACAUGCUUUUCUUGGAGUUAAUGUCGCUUUCUUCCUUUCACUAAAUGUCACAUUAACGUGUAGACUUAUUUGGAAGAUUGUGGACAGUUUUCAAUGCAAAUUGUAUUUUAAUAAUAAUUUUGAGAUCAGUUAUUUAGAAGAUGUUCCAAAUAGAGAGAUGAGAGAUAGAGCUUAAGCAAUGAAGAAAAUGGAAGCGAAGAGAAGGAUAGUGUUAGUUCCGGUUCCAUUACAAGGUCAUAUAACUCCAAUGAUGCAACUUGGGAAAGCUCUUUACUUGAAGGGCCUCUCAAUUACUGUUGUUGAGGGACAGUUCAAUCGAGUAAGCUCUCCUUCUCAACACUUCCCUGGUUUUCAAUUUGUUACCAUACCAGAAAGCUUACCAGAGUCCGAACUCGAGAGACUCGGGGCAUUCCAUUUUGUGCUGAAGAUUAACAAAACAAGUGAGGCAAGCUUCAAGGACUGUAUUAGGCAGCUGUUGCGGCAACAAGGCAAUGAUAUAGCAUGUAUCAUCUACGACGAGUUCAUGUACUUCUGUGGAGCUGCAGCUACGGAAUUAAAGCUUCCCAAUGUCAUCUUGUGCACUCAAAGUGCUACAAAUCAUGUUUCACGCUGUGUUUAUAGCAAACUCAAUGCCGAGAAGUUCUUGGUCGACAUGGAAGAUCCUGAACUACGAGACAAGGUGGUGGAUAAUUUGCAUCCAUUAAGAUACAAAGAUCUCCUGCCUUCAGAUUUUGGGCCAUUAGAACCAGUUCUGGAGUUCCGUCGGGAAGUAGUUAACAAAAGAACAGCUUCAGCUCUCAUCCUUAACACGACCAGAUGUCUAGAGAGCUUGUCUCUGUCAUGGUUGCAACAAGAACUCGGAAUUCGAGUGUACUCAUUAGGCCCUCUUCACAUUACAGCUUCAGCACCAGGAUCUAGUUUAGUGGAAGAGGACAUGAGCUGCAUUGAAUGGCUGAACAAUCAGAAACCGAGGUCAGUCAUAUACGUAAGCGUGGGAACCAUACAUCUAAUGGAAGCCAAGGAAGUGUUGGAGAUGGCUUGGGGGUUGUGUAAUAGCAACCAACCUUUUUUAUGGGUCAUCCGGUCGGGUUCCAUCCAUGGCUUCAAUGGGAUAGAGUCAUUGCCAGAAGAAGUCGGUAAGAUGGCCUUAGAAAGAGGAUACAUUGUGAAGCAGGCACCGCAGAUAGAAGUACUUGGACAUCCUGCAGUGGGAGGCUUCUGGAGCCAUUGUGGAUGGAACUCAACACUGGAGAGUAUUGUGGAAGGAGUUCCAAUGAUUUGCAGGCCUUUUGACGGUGAGCAGAAGUUAAACGCAAAGUUUAUAGAAACUGUUUGGAGUGUAGGGAUUCUGCUCGAAGGUGAAGUGGAAAGAGGAGAGGUCGAGAGAGCUGUGAAGAGGUUGAUCGUGGAUGAUGAAGGUGCAGGAAUGAGGGAGAGAGCCCUUGUUCUAAAAGAGAAGCUCAAAGCCUCUGUAAGAAGUGGAGGCUCCUCAUACAAUGCAUUAGAUGAGCUUGUCAAGCAGUUGAAAAUAGAGUGAAGAAGUUGAACUUCAUGUAUUAUAAGAGAGCUUUGAUUAGUAUAAAUCAAGCUUGAUGUUGCAUAUUUUUCAAAGUUAUUGGAAACAGAGGAAAGAGGUCCAAGCUUUAAGAAAGUCAAUUGACCAAAUAAAAUGUUUUAUUUUUAUU